Molecule: messenger RNA, 1728 nt
Organism: Cannabis sativa
Lineage: Eukaryota; Viridiplantae; Streptophyta; Magnoliopsida; Rosales; Cannabaceae
Product: protein FANTASTIC FOUR 3
Exons: 1
Coding region: 589-1620 (343 amino acids)
Source: RefSeq, a predicted model, not a curated record
AUUUAAUAUUGUCUUCUAAGUAUGGUACUAGUGUGUGUGGCAUUAUGGGAUUAGUAUAUUUCAAGUGGCAUAAAAAAGAACUCUUUCCCCACUUUCCCCCUCAACACUGUACCCUCCUGGCACUUUUUGAGAGACUACAAAUUCAGACCCCCCCUUCCGCUUAUUGCUCAUGUUCAUUCCUCUCUUCUUCCAUCUCUCUCUAGUUUCAAAUCUUCUUCAUAGUACAAAAACAACGUUUCCCUUAUAGUAAAUCCAAGUGCUAAACCCCUUUGUUUACCUUCUUCUUAUUAUCUCUCUCUCUCUCUCUUUCUCUCUCAAGUCUCAACCAAAAAAAGAAAGAAAAGAAAAGACCUCCCCUUUUAUAUCUUCUCAUUUCUAAACUCACAAGUCGCUCUCUCACUCACUCUCCCUUUUUCUUAUUGUAAUUCCAAGCCAAAAAUCCUCUCUCUCUCAGUAAACAGAACAAAACUCUUUUCAUAACACAAACGGUCUCUCUGUUUUUAAUCAUCUUUGAUUUUUGCUCUUUUGAGAAAUAUUAGAACUCUUCUGUUGAUUAUAUUAAAUAGUUCAAAUUUCAAUAAUAUUAAAAUGACGACGAUAGUAUGCCAAGGUUUGCAAUCAUGUUUGGACUCACCACAGCUUGUUGAGUCGAGAACACUGAGGCUGAGGCUCUCUUCUUCUUCCAUAACACCUCACUUGACAGCACAGCCACAGUCCUUUGAUUUGUCAACCUUAAAAUCCAUCUUCCCAGAUGCCAAAACAAACGAACCAGCAGAGAAAUGUCAGCUGCCUAAUCAACCCCAUGAAAGCCAAACCUCAAAAAACACUGAAAUGGGUGGGUGGUGCUUCCUCCAAUCCCUCCAAAACAGUCAAAGUUCCAAGCUUGAAAAGGAAAAGACUUAUGUCCAUCCCAUGGUUAAGAGCUCAUCUUCUUGUCUGAGCGAAAAGAGCUUGAAAUUGUGCACUGAAAACUUGGGAAACGAGACAGGAACUGACAUGUCUGAAAGCGGCAUUUUGUCGAACACUUCGGAAACAGAGUCCAAAAGUGAAGAUUUUUCCAGUCGUCGGCGUUUCUCGGCUAGGAAAUUUAGAUCGUCAGCAUCACCAUCUCGUAACUUUCCACCUCCAUUGACAACCAUGAGUGGAGCUGAAUCUCUCCAAAUCAAGCCUCAUCGAGAAGAAGGGCGGCUUAUAAUCAAGGCCGUUAAAAGCCCACCUAGAAUCUCUUGUUUCCACGCUGAAAGAAGCCAUGGCCGCCUUCGACUCUGCUUUAUGGAAAAUUAUACACCUACUUUUGACUCUGGAGAAAGAGUCACAAAUCAAGAAAGUGAAAUCUGUGAAAAUGACAACAUUGAUGCUGCUGAUGAUGAUGAUGAUGACGAUGAUGAAGAAGAAGAAGAAUUAGUUGAAAGGAAAAUAGAAGAAGAAAAAGAAGCAGAAGAAGGGUGUUCUAGUGAGGACAUGGAUGAGAAAAAUAUAAAAAUGGAGGGCAAAAUGGGAAUGGAAAAUUAUGAAAGGAAAAAUAACUUAAGAAGAUGCAAAGAAGGUGGUGGUGGUGAACAUGAGAAGAACAAAGCAUUAAUGUUAAAUUGGGAGCCAUUUUGGGUGGCUACUUCUUAAAAAGCCUUAUUUUGGAUUCUAUCUUUAUAAAUUUUAAUAUUAUCAAUUCCAAAAUAUUUAUAUAUAUUAUAAUUAUUGAAUAUUGAAAGAAUUUUUGUAAUAGUUUGU